Carya illinoinensis is the source of this 1813-nucleotide messenger RNA. Its product is annotated as CBL-interacting serine/threonine-protein kinase 24-like. Gene Ontology annotation, biological process: protein phosphorylation; signal transduction. The record is from RefSeq and is a predicted model, not a curated record. Gene Ontology annotation, molecular function: protein kinase activity; ATP binding. Lineage: Eukaryota; Viridiplantae; Streptophyta; Magnoliopsida; Fagales; Juglandaceae.
AACCUGCUGGUCUCUGUUGGUCCGUGCUUCCAUCGAGCGCACGAAUCAGAUCUCGCCCUCCCCCACCCCCUCCCUUUCUCUCCAAGCUGAGUCAGCUGACCAAACCGAGCUCGGUUCCAAUUUCGGGGCUCUGGCGAUCCGAGAGUCCGAUUCUCCUGCUAAUGACGGCUAACAUCCUCCACUUUUCUUACCUUCCGAGGACAUGAAGAAGGUAUCAAGAAAAGUCGGGAAGUAUGAGGUCGGCCGAACCAUCGGCGAGGGAACUUUUGCCAAGGUUAAGUUUGCGCGGAACAGAGAGACUGGCGAGAGUGUGGCCAUGAAGGUUUUGGCCAAGACCACCAUUCUUAAGCACAAAAUGGUUGAUCAGAUUAAAAGAGAGAUAUCGAUUAUGAAGAUUGUCAGGCAUCCUAAUAUCGUAAGGCUGCAUGAGGUUUUGGCUGGCCAAACAAAGAUAUAUAUAAUUCUCGAGUUUGUAAGUGGAGGAGAGCUGUUUGAUAAAAUUGUCCAUCAGGGAAAGCUUCAUGAAAAUGAAUGCAGGCUGUACUUUCAACAACUUAUAGAUGCAAUUGCUCAUUGUCACAAUAAGGGUGUGUACCAUAGAGACCUGAAGCCUGAAAAUCUUCUUGUUGAUGGAAAUGGAAAUUUGAAGGUUUCGGACUUUGGACUGAGUGCAUUACCUCAGCAAGGUGCUGGCCUUCUUCGAACAACAUGUGGAACCCCCAACUAUGUUGCACCGGAGGUGCUCAGUAACCAGGGUUAUGAUGGCGCAGCUGCUGAUUUGUGGUCAUGUGGAGUCAUCCUCUAUGUUCUAAUGGCUGGUUAUCUUCCAUUUGAUGAGACAGACCUUCCAACUCUUUACAAAAAGAUAAGUGCAGCAGAAUUCUCUUUUCCAUUCUGGUUUUCUCCAGGAGUGAAGUCAUUGAUACAUAAGAUACUUGAUCCCAAUCCUGAAACACGCAUUCAGAUUGAAGGAAUAAAAAAGGUUCCAUGGUUUCAGAAAAACUAUGUUCCUGUGAAGCAUAGAGAAGAUGCGGAAGUGAAUUUGGAUGAUGUUUGUGCAGUUUUUGAUGAUAUUGAGGAAAACUAUGUUGCUGAGCAGUCAGAAAACUAUGGGGGUCCUCUGAUAAUGAAUGCAUUCGAGAUGAUUACACUAUCGCAGGGCUUGAAUUUAUCUGCGUUGUUUGACAGGAGGCAGGAUUUUGUAAAGCGGCAAACACGGUUUGUUUCCUGCAAACCAGCAAAAGUAAUUAUCUCAACUGUUGAAGCUGUUGCCCAAUCGAUGAGUCUCAAGGUCCAUACACGUAAUUUCAAGACAAGGCUCGAAGGAAUAUCUGCGAAUAAGACUGGACAAUUUGCAGUGGCCCUGGAGGUUUUUGAAGUUGCACCAUCCCUUUUCAUGGUCGAUGUUCGAAAGGCUGCUGGGGAUAUUCUUGAAUAUCACAAGUUUUACAAGGAUUUAUGUGCCAAACUAGACGAUAUCGUUUGGAAACCAAAGGAGGAUGGCUAUUCCAGCCUGCUUAGAACAAUGAUUGCUGAUCCAAUUCCAAGGGAGAUGCAAAUCAGUAAGCAGAUGAACAGAGGGAGGGGAUUCCACUUCGGGGCAAAUGAUCUACUACAAACUGGAAGAUUUUUAUCGUACAGGGCUACAUGUGUUUAAUUUUUUUUGUCACGUGUUAUUUUGGAAAUCAGCGUGUAAAUGUAUUACAAAAUGAGACUAUACUAAGAAAUUGUGUAGCUUCUUCUCCCAUUAAUACACUUUGGGGAUAUAACCCUUGUAGUUAGAGACUUUAUGUAUAUCAGGAAGUUCAUCUCA